CAUCCUGCAUCGUCGUCUGUCGUCUGUCGUGUGCAAACGUGAGAGGUGCAUACCGGCAUACCUCACCCCGACUAUCGUAGUUGAUCAGAAGCAACGAGGGAGGCGUCAUGCGGCCUGCUAAGUCGGGGGGGUUCUUCAGCAAGAGGACCAUCUUCGCUUGUUCUGUGGCGUGCGUUUUCUGUGCCUAUGGAUGGAUAACGAGGGAAGUGUCUCUGGAGCUAUGGAUCAUGUCUCGCUUGUGCGAGACGGCCUAUUUCCGGACCAUUUUCAACCCGCCCCACUUCUCCGUAGCACCCCACGAGACUCCGGAGGAGGCCAUGAAAGCGAGAAAAGACGACGCCGCGAGGCUGAUGGCCAUGGGGACAAGGAUGCUGGCGGAAGACAUGGCAGAGGUGGAGGGUGGCUGUUCGGGACCGUGGAUGCGCACGAUAACAUAUCGAGAGACAUUGCCGAGGCGACGAGGAUGAUUGUCGUGUCGGUGGGAUACCGCCUGGCUCCGGAGGUGAAAUUUCCGGGACCGGUGAAGGACGGAGUGUCGGCCAUCAGGUGGGCGAAGAAGAACAUCUGGACCUUCGGGGGUGACCCACACCGCAUCGCGAUUGUCGGAGAGUCGAGCGGAGCGAAUCUUGCCAUCACAUCAGCCACGAGCACCUCGAGCCGGGAUCGUCGGGGGGGGGGGAGGGGGAGGAAAAAGGGGAAUGGGGGAACUACAAACGCUAAUAAAAAGCUACGAGCACGCCAUGAGCCACGAGCACCUCGAGCCGGGAUCGUCGGGGGGGGGGCAGGAGGAGGACGAUGGGGAGUGGCGGAGCUACAAGCGCUACUACAACGGGUACGGGCUGGAAGGGGGGCAGAUGACAGGGUACUGGGAGUGGUACCUCCGGAGCGAGAAGGAUGGAUGGCACCCGCUGGCGUCGCCCAUCAGGGCAAAGAAGUGGUUGUUGAAAGGCCUCCCGCCGGUGCUGCUGAUGCGAGCGGAGCACGAGGUGCUGUGGGACGAGAUCUUGGAGAUGGGGAGGAACAUUGCGGGCGCCGGGCUUUAGCGGCGGCGGGAGAGAGCGUUGGCAUGAAGGAAACUGCCUCGGCAUUCGAUAGGGAACUCCUCUCGCGGCGGCUUCGGUCAGGCUCCAAACGCGUGGUUUGACCACCGAGGGGGGGAUAACUGCCGCUGUGGGAACCAGACUGAGAAGACGUUUUUCCGUAGCAAUCGACAUCAAACCUCUACACACCCAGGUCAGCGCUGGCUGGCCUAGCGGUGUUGAUUUCUAUCGUAGAACCGCCAUCACGCGCUGAGCGUUUGACACUACAAUAAAGCAACGGGCAACCGCCCUUGAUUUUUGAGACAAAACCGCGUCCCCUAAUACGCACAACAAUAUAGGUUGUAGUAUCGGGCUCGUUCCCGACCACACUCUUGUGCUUUUAAAGUUUUGGGGCUCUCAAUGAGCCGUAGAAGGGUGCAUGCAGGAGACGCCACCGCGUUUGAGAACCUCUGCUAUUUCUGCCCGCGAGGUCGUUUUCUUUUUUCUCCCGUGUGGGGUCAAGCUCAACAGCGAUUGUAUAGGUUCUAGAAUGGAAGUCUUAAACAGAGUUCAUUUUUCUUGCGGUGUAGUGCCGUCGGUCUUUGUUUUUGUUUCGCUCGUUUUCGAGCGUCAAGUUCUGACCUCAAAUGUUCGUGUCCGGCAUAGUGCCAUAACAGUACCGGUUGAGAACCUGGGAGGUCAGAACUCGAGUACUUUGAUUCAUAACGUUCGGUACCUACUCAGUCACAUCCAGCCAUGCGUUUGUGGGUGUCAGGGUGGGAGCUGGUGCAUGCGUAAAGGGUUGGUCGGUGCGUCGGUCUUUCGCUGAUCUCUCGAUUUUUUCUUCAUGUUGUAUAUAUGGGGUGGAUCUGCCCAGAUAUUGUUCGGAGUGGUGUUCGUUUUCUUGUUCGUGGUCGUGGCAUCCUCUCCUUCCUGUUUUUGGCUCGACGUUGUGUGUUGCCUGACGUGACACCACUCACUCACUGUGAGAAAAAUUGUGUGACCCUUUUUCAUCUGUCGGUAUGCAUCUGACCUUUGCACACUUGCUGCGUGAUUCUCACUUCAGCCCCGGCUGCGUGUUGUUAGCGUUGAGUUGGGUUAGGGUAGGAUUUGGAUCCAAAUUUGUUCGUGGGUUUGAUCCAGCAGCAAGCAGUAGACAUGCUCAGGCAGCAGCGCCGACUCUGUGUGGGGCAUCUCUUCUUCGGGGGGGAGCAAGAUCUCCGAAGACAGACAGACCGACCUGACUCGCUGCUUGUCGUGGACCGGAAAUCUCCCGAACCCGAUAUAUGUAUGUACGUACAAGUACGUGGUUGAUGCAAACUCCAUGGGAGGGGGGGCUGUCCGUGGUUGAUGGUUUGAUGGACUAGCUUUUGACCCACAGAUACAUUCAUGGACAUGCGCUAAACCACCCUCGUAUAACUGCUGUAUGUACGUGUAGGGUGUGUGUGUGUGUGUGUGUUUUCGUUCUAUUUA
Molecule: messenger RNA, 2492 nt
Organism: Ectocarpus siliculosus
Lineage: Eukaryota; Phaeophyceae; Ectocarpales; Ectocarpaceae
Source: the annotation of a GenBank genome assembly